This is a messenger RNA of Exaiptasia diaphana, 1961 nucleotides long. Its product is annotated as histamine H2 receptor-like. NCBI's taxonomy places the organism in Eukaryota, Metazoa, Cnidaria, Anthozoa, Actiniaria, Aiptasiidae. The coding region runs from base 746 to 1732 and encodes 328 amino acids. Gene Ontology annotation, cellular component: membrane. Gene Ontology annotation, biological process: G protein-coupled receptor signaling pathway. The transcript has a single exon. The record is from RefSeq and is a predicted model, not a curated record. Gene Ontology annotation, molecular function: G protein-coupled receptor activity.
ACAAGACGCCGCUUUUCUGUAGAGUUUAUGUUGAAUGAAUUGAGUGAAGAGACCUAAGAAAAAAUUGCCGUUACAGGAAAAAGCACAGAAUUACAGCAGAGGUUAAUUCAAUGGAAAAAUUGCGAGAUGCUAUAAAUGCUAUUCGCCCUGCAAAGAUCUAACUCAAAUUGUACAUUUUGGUGCUUAUCAAGGUAGUGCAUUGUGCCGGUGGUUUCGAGUUCACGAAAAGAAGACCUUCCAUUCCUCAUCAAUAAGGAUCGACACCCUCGACUUGCAACUUCAGAUUUUGGUAUAAAGUUGCCUUUAAAGAGUUUACCCAGAAAUUAGACGUCGCAGUGAUCAGAAGACAGCUAAUAAUAAAUUGAGCGGAGAAUGGCAAAGUCACAGAUGCCCAGCUGCCUUUAGAUCUAGCGAAAUACCAACAAAAAUCAUCAAAUAACAGAAAAACAUAGUCGGAAACAACAAAAGCAAUAGAAAACAAACAAAAAUGGAUAAAACAAGUCUGGAUGAGUGACUUUAUGACCAUAUCUUUAGGAACUUCUCGUUCGCGGACGAUGCGAGUCGUUGAAUUUUUUAUAUUUAAGGGAUUUCAAACGCUGCAGCAGAUGCAGAUGUAGAUUUCUUAUAAAAGUUGGAGAAAUAACGAAGAAGCACUGAGAAGUUUAAAAACAGACAUUGGGAGCAGUUUGAGAUACAAAUCGAUUCUGGAAUUGCUUCAACUUCUAAAGACUGUCUGGGAUUCAGAAUGGCUGACAACGACUCCAUCUGCUUCAAAAAGUACAAACCAGUUCUUCAUGGCGAAGCAAGUUUGCCGUUGUUUUUGUUGUCCUGUGCCGUUCUUUCGGUUGUCUCAGUAGUUAGUAACUCGACAAUUCUAUUCGUCAUCAUCAGGGAGGAAAGAUUGAGGACCAUUUCGAAUUUUUUYAUGUGUUCCAUGGCGGUGAGCGAUCUUCUGUCUGGGUUGUUUGGUAUYCCAUUCAGCACAGCUUAUGUUGUGCUGUGGUCUAAAGACCUCACCGUAAAGUAUCGCUUCAUGGGCUAUCUCAGUCAUGCAUUCAUUGACUUUGCGCCCACCGCCUCGUGCCUUAACGUAGCAGCAAUGAGUAUUGAUCGAUUCGUCGCAGUUAUGUACCCUUUGAGGUACCCAUUCAUCAUGACACGACUCAAAUGCGCCCUGAUAAUAAGCUCCCUAUGGCUGAUAAAUAUAGGCUUUGAUAUCUUUUUUGUCAUAAGUUGGUUGGACAGCCCUUCAUCUGGGCCAAUGCACAUCAAUAAAGGAUUAUGGGUUAUGCUAAUUCCCUUGAUUAUCACAAUCUACUGCAAUGUCCAAAUUUACAGGGUAACGCGAAAACAUAUGAGACAAGUUAACUCAAUGAACAACCAACUUAGGGCGAACACAGYAGCCACACAGCCCAAUCCCCAAAGAAACACAAACUUGCACUUCAAUAAAAAAGCAGCGGCAACCUUUGGUAUCAUUACCGUUGUAUUUCUGCUGACUUUUAUCCCAAAUUUUGGGUUAACUGURGCGUUUUCUAGACUCAAAUUAUGUGAAGCUCUUUCCAUGCUACAAGGGAUACAGCAUGUGAGUUUGAUCCUGUUGUACGCUGGUUGUGCACUUAAYCCCCUUGUUUAUGGGUCCAGAAAUAAGGAAAUAAGAGCAUCCAUCAAAAAACUUCUGAAAAGUACACUUUGUUGCUCUUAUUUUGGUCAGAAACGUAGAAACAGUCCGUAGAAACGGUUGUGAUUCAGCUGAUUAGUUUUCAGUCAGUCUUGAAGUUCCAAAUGCUGAGGAGAUGAUAGCCUGCGUAGCCAGGCGUUCGUAGCCGCUCUGAGAGAGUUUAGGCCGGAGAAACCCAGAAGGGAUGAUGGUUUAUGUUAAAAGAGAAAGUUGGGUGGAAAAAACAAAGUCAAAUGGUCUCAACUGACAUGGAGAAUGCAAUAUUUCAUGAAGUAAUGGUUCG